Nematostella vectensis (starlet sea anemone) is the source of this 2933-nucleotide messenger RNA. RefSeq names its product flavin-containing monooxygenase 2. The coding region runs from base 47 to 1639 and encodes 530 amino acids. NCBI's taxonomy places the organism in Eukaryota, Metazoa, Cnidaria, Anthozoa, Actiniaria, Edwardsiidae. The transcript has 3 exons. The record is from RefSeq and is a predicted model, not a curated record. Gene Ontology annotation, molecular function: NADP binding; N,N-dimethylaniline monooxygenase activity; flavin adenine dinucleotide binding.
AAGUGCAGAUGACACAGCAUUUUCGUUUCCGGUCCAAGAGUCCAAGAUGGCACCGAAAGUUGCUGUCAUAGGGGCUGGAGCAUCGGGUCUUUGUAGCAUCAAAGAAGCACUGGACGCGGGACUAGAGCCAACAGCUUACGAGAAAGCGUCUUGGCUUGGGGGAAUAUGGAAUUUCAGCGAAGAUCCCGAGCAAAGCUGCGCAGCGCUUUGCACCAUCACAAACACCAGCAAACACGUGAUGUGUUUUAGUGAUUUCCCCAUGUCAAAAACUUGUCCAAACUACCUUCCAAUGAAGACAUACCAAGCUUACCUAGAAUCCUAUGCUAAGGAGUUCAACCUAGUGAAAAACAUACGCUUUAACGUGUCUGUGAUUGAAGUAAAAAAGUGUGCAGAUUUUGAGGAGACCGGAAAAUGGGAGGUCCAUUCUAUUGCGGGGAAUUCACAGACAAUUAAGAUGGAAGUGUAUGAUUUUGUGAUGGUAGCAAGUGGAAAGCUGUCUGAACCAUUUAUCCCAGAAAUACCAGGAAUGGAAAGUUUUCCUGGAAAAUUGAUUCAUAGCAAGGAGUACAAAACUUUCAGAGGGUUUGAGAAUAGGCGGAUCUUAGUGGUUGGGCUUGGAAAUAGUGCGGGUGACAUAGCAUGUGAACUGAGUCGCCAUGCCUCCCAAGUUUACAUCAGCACCCGGAGAGGUACGUGGGUACUGCCACGCCUUGGACCAGGAGGUGCCCCCAUUGACCUCUCCAUCAGUAGGCUGGUGUAUGACCUCCCAAGAUCCUUUUUGAGCUGGGUGGUUGCUCAGAGAGUGAAAGGCAGUUACAAUUUGGCUAACUUUGGACUUGAGACAGGAGAAGAACCCAUGAAGGCUCUUAUUAUCAAUGAUGAACUUCCUCACCGCAUUGUCACAGGGAGCGUUAUUGUGAAGAGUGAUAUCAAGUCAAUCAAAGGCAGCAGCAUUCUGUUUAGUGAUGAUACCACCCUGGAUGACAUUGACAUUGUGAUUUUUGCCACUGGUUUCAAUGUGAGAUAUCCAUUUUUGUCAAAUUCGUGGCUUCAACCAAAGGAAGAUUACAUCCCGCUGUACAAGUUUGUCUUUCCCUUUGAGCCCUCAAAGCCCACAAUAGCAAUCAUUGGGGCAUUCACUAAUGAGGGCCCUAUCCCACCGUGUUGUGAGAUGCAGGCCCGCUGGGUGGUGCAGGUAUUCAAGGGGAAUGCAAGACUUCCAGACAAGCAGAAGAUGAUCAAAGAAAUUUUGGAUGCUCAGGAAGAAAUAAAGAAAAGAGUUACAUAUACUGGAAACAGAUACUUUCACAAGCUUAAAGGUAUGGUGCCUUACUUGGAUGAAAUUGGGUCCCUGAUAGGUGCUCGUCCUAGUAUGCUGAAACUGGCACUGAAGAGCCCUGCCUUAGCCCUCAAGUGUUAUUUUGGUACAUGCAUACCAGCGCAGUACCGGCUGGUGGGUCCGGGGGCCUGGGGAGGUGCAGAGAAGGUCAUUUGGGAGGUAGAGGAGAGUUUUCUCACACCAAUGAAAACUAGAGCUGUCUCGCUAGCUGAUGAUAAAGGAAAGAGCAAGAUUUAUCUGUUUAUGUUUGGAGUUAUUAUUGUUCUUGUGGCCUGUUGGCUUGCAUGCUGUUCAGCAUAAAGAACACCAGGACACCUUUUUUUGUAGUUUUUUUUGUGUUUCACACAAACAAUUUUUAACAGUCUAACUCCUUCCCAAUUUUGACUAAGUCAAAAAUACAUCAUGGACAGGGGGGGCGGGGGCAUAAACCAUGUUGAUGAUCUACCCUUUUAUGUUUAGUGCAGUGGUGGGGUUCUCUUAGAUAUAUGUCUGCUAAUAAGACGAAAAUAUUAAACAAUUCUUCAUCUCUGAGUCACGGAGACGUCAAUUUGUAUAUGAAACACGUUGGCUGCUCUGGUCAUUUGACAUUCUCUUUUAUUUAUUUUUUGCUACUGACAGCCUAUAUAGCCUGCUUGUAGUUCAACCAAUCUGAUUUUGCUUAAAAUAUGUUAGCAUAAAAUCUGAUGUGAGGUAAAAAAAAGUAUUUGUUUUCUUUUACAUUCGUUUUCAGGCACCUCUUGUUUUUCGUUUCCGAGUCGCCACUGUUUUUUGGUGACGGAAGUGAUUAACAGUUACGGCGGCCGUUAGACCGCUAACCAAUGAGAGAGAAACCAGAAAUAUCUAGGUGUCAAGAAAUAAGCAGACAAGAAAUAGAAACGCACAUAUACGCACUAAAUCAACAUCAGCUCAAAGCUAAGAGACUAUUCGAACUUUAUUCAAUUGUUGGCUUUGUAUUUAUCGGUAAUGAAUCCUAGACAGAAGCAGGCUAUCUACUUUGCUGCUUUGGUUGUGCUCGAUCUAAAGCUGUGACGGAUGCAGAUUGACGUCCACAAAAAAAAAAAAAAAAAAAAAAAAAAAAACAGACGAAAAGCACAUGGUUUAUGUUUGUCUGAAAACGCGUGUAAAUGGGAGUGUGGGUGGGGUGACAAAGUGAAGACACAUUUUUUUUAUUUUAACUAAAAAAUAUUAUGAAUCUUGUAGGUAGCUUUUAGCGCGUUUUCCAGGAGUGCAAGUAGUACCUAAACUCUAUAAGUUUACGCGUUCGUUACCAAGUUUUCUGACGUCGCUAGGCCUCGAUAGGCCCUGAUUUCGGGCUAACAUGAACGAGCUGGAAAUCAAGGUAUUUUUAUUUAAGCCAGUUUGAAAAAUAUUAUGAAUUAUUGUAUAAAAAAGAUAAACAUAACCUCCCGAAUAAAUAAUACACUGUUUUUAUCAAGAAAAUCACAUUGAGGCACUGAGCUACACCGAUUUCAUUGUACCACGAUUUGCAAAGGUUUACUGAUGGGCGAUAUGUAUUUAUAUCGUGACCUAAAGAAACCCUUCUGUAGAUCUACAAAUUUAGGGAAUUUAAAUAAUAAAACAUGUCUAUAAAGAA